Messenger RNA from Mya arenaria, 2009 nucleotides. RefSeq lists its product as uncharacterized. Lineage: Eukaryota; Metazoa; Mollusca; Bivalvia; Myida; Myidae. Bases 154 to 1863 code for a protein of 569 amino acids. The record is from RefSeq and is a predicted model, not a curated record. The transcript has 2 exons.
GCCACGUUUGUUUUAGUAAAUGAGAAUAACCUGUUAUAAUGUCUUUGUAAAUCAUUCUAAAUCCAUUAAUGGCGUUUCGCAAACAAAUUAUGGAAAUCUUAAAAAUGUACAUUUCGGAUUAAAACUGUAAAGGCAGGCCAUCCUGACAACAUAAUGGCAACCAUGUCGAAGUUUGGAGAAUGGGAAGACUACGAAAUACGACCACAGAGAUCUUCCAACGGAGGUCAGCGCAUUGCUUUUGUUACACCACAAAUGGAUAUCGACAUCACCGGAUGUACUCCUAAACAAGUCCGUACACACCUCAUCGACCACCCCCGCGAUGACGGAUUAAAACAGCGCGAACAACUCUGGAAUUUUCAGCAACGAUAUCGCGGAGUCGGUAACGGCAAAUUACGAACAGUCGUGGCCACGGAUACGGAGGAUUAUAAACCGGAACAAAGUAUAUCGUUUAGCAACAAAGAUAUCAUAAGACCCAUUUCAACUUCAAGAACAGAACAUUCCGGUGACCAAUCCAGCUUAGCCACUCGGUUUAAAAGAAGACUGAAACAAAAGAAUUUAAAACUUACUCGUAUCCGUACGAGAGAACUGCCCUGUGUUAUGCCAAACAGUCAAAACGAGGUCUUUGAAAAAAGAGAUACCGACCGGGAGGUUCAUUGUAUUCAAAGGCUAUAUUCAUCCGAGUUGUGUAUCAAAAACAGUAUUUACAACCAACUCAAGUCUGGUGACAAUGAAGAGAAGCGAAAUGACCCAAAGGCUGGUGACAGAAGUCGGAUCCUUGAAACGAUACAGAGGCAUGGUUCUUUAGAAAAAUUGCCAGAUGUUCGUUUACCAUCUUCAAUUAAUUCUGCUCAACCACACUCUUUCAAGUUCUUCAAAACUCUUAAUCCAUACAAUAGACGAGUGUUUGACCAUCUUUCUCACAGGCGAUAUAUACCACUACAAAGGUCUUUUACAAACAUAACAGACCUCGGACCAACAAAACGAAAACUCAUUAUAGUUUCGAGAAGAGACAAAGGCAAAAGUAGAGGAAUUAAACUUAACUAUUUAAACGACAAUUACUACGAAGAGAAUGGCAUUGAAAACAACGAAAUGUCAGACGAUGAAGGUGAAGAAGGAGACGACGAGGAAGACGAAGAGGAUGAAGAAGAUGAAGAAGAGCGUCAAAUUCUUACUGAAAGGAUAGCAAAACAGCUACAUUGCAGAGAUGAUCGACAGCCGAAUAUGGACUAUAUAGAUAGCUUCUCUACGGCUAAGACACAGGAUGAUAUGAUUCUCACUCGGCAGCAUGCUGACGAAUUAACUACUAAAAACCAGUUAUUACGCUCAGAGAAAACGUUUUCAAGUGAGGGAAGAAGAACUCAAAAUCGACAUUAUACAGAACCUGAUUUUGAUAGUGUUGGACAGUCGUUCGAGAUCUGUGAAGACACUAACUUCAGAGGAAUCGAAGAUGGCUGGACAAGUAAUGAUAGCAACGUAAAGCCAAAGACAAAAACAAGCAAGAACUUGACAGCUAAGUAUAGUAAACGAAAAGUUUUUAAAAGAAAGUCCAAACGUAUUGAAACAAGGUCAAGUUCGUCGGAAGAAGAGCUUGACAUUCCAGACGAUAGAUAUGGUCCGACUACACACUCAGUAGAUAGAAAGCUGUCGAUUCGAAAGCCAUGGGAAUGGCGACCAAGUCCGUAUAGAUGGACGGAUAAACCAUUCGUCAAAGAAAGCGACAAACCUUAUAUCGAAAGGAUUAUCAAUCGGGGAGAAAUCAUAGAUGAGUUCAGCUAUGAUUCAUAUGAAAGAACCAAACCAUUGAAGGUACAAGCCUAUCCUGAGGGUGCUGGAUAUAAAGACAGAAGCGGUAAAUUAAGAUGAACUUCACAGCAACGUCAGAGAAUAUUAUAAACAAGAGCUCUUCGUUCGUAGAGCUUGCUUAUCAGGUGCAAAAAUCCAAGAAACGCAUUGUUAAAUUAUUGUAAAUGCUGUGAUAUGUGAACUGUUUAGUCAAUAAAUUCAGAAAU